Messenger RNA from Dermacentor andersoni, 1568 nucleotides. RefSeq names its product Leucine-rich repeat 47 (gene Lrr47). The record is from RefSeq and is a predicted model, not a curated record. Gene Ontology annotation, cellular component: cytoplasm. Gene Ontology annotation, molecular function: protein binding. Lineage: Eukaryota; Metazoa; Arthropoda; Arachnida; Ixodida; Ixodidae.
CGAUGGGAAAACGAGCUACGCGGCAGCCAUCUAGCGAAAGAGGCAUUGUCAUGGGCAUUGUUCUGACAGAAGUGCGCGAAAAAGAAAAAAAAGGCGCGAGUCUACAGGGCUUCCAGCUCGUGCGGGCUGUCGGUUGAUGCAUGAUUCUUCAAGGAGCACGUGUGCAUAUAAGUAGUCAAAAAACGGCGAUAUAUUUAUCGUACAGAGUCCACUAUCCACGCAUAUUUUGCUGAACAUGAGGUUAACAUGCGAUACAGAAAUCUGUUAUCGGGAGUACCAGCCUUCGAGAGCUACAUCGAAGAAGAAAGCUGCGUUCACAAUUAUCACGUUGUGUCGCAAGCCAGGAGAAACAGAGCUGCAGAAAACGAGCACAUAUUUGCUACUGUGCACUCCAAAGAACCCAGCAGGAACUAAGUAUAAGAUCUUUAACAAUGUUGAGAGGCUCUUCACAAAUUGUGUUACCGAAGGGAAGGCUACUAUUCAACUACGAGAACCAAAACACAACUUGAUCAUUAGUAAGGCUGAUAUUACGAAGUUGCGCCAGUUCCUGCAUUUAAUAAAUAUUGCACACCAUGGUAAGGACCUUGAUCAAUCUGUGUUUUCUGGACCUCCAUCAAAAGUCACUCCAACCAAAGAAACCUUAGUUGUACGUCACCGGAGCAACUAUCCAUCUGGUGGAUUUCCAAGAACACUAAAAACACUGACGGUAGAGGGCUGCCCCUUGGCUCGGCUGUGUCAUGAUAUACUUGCACUGGGCAACCUUUGUAGCCUCAAGUUAGUUGAUAACAGCCUGAAGACGUUGCCUCCCCAACUGAGCAGUCUACCCUUGCGACAGUUAAUUGUUUCACAGAACAACAUUGAAAGGUUGCCUCCUGAGCUUUUUGAAGGCCAGCUUCUUAAAUCCCUUCAGUACCUCGACAUUUCUAAAAACAAGCUUGCUGUUCUACCAGACACAGUGUGUUGUGCACGAAAGCUAACGACUCUGGUAAUAAAAAACAAUCGUCUCCAAAAGCUCCCAUAUGGUCUAGGUUUUAUGUCCUGCCUCUCCGUCCUCGACGUGACGAGUAAUGCACUCAGAUUGCUGCCAGCCAGUCUGCUGAUGGGGACAUUGAAUUUGAUCUCAAUUUGUGGCAACCCUAUGGAUGGUGUCACACCCCUAGAGGCUACUACCAACCAAGGACCACUACCUCUGCUUCAGUUGGCAGCUCAAGCCUCUGCUGCCAGUGGGUAUGGGAGGAAAGUGGAGUUGACAGCUGAGGAUGUCCCAAGAUCUCUACUGGAGCUGCUGUGCACUGCUAGCCCCUGUUACAGCUGCAAACAAUUUGUGAUCCCAGCUGCAGCACUUAGUGUGAUCUUCAGGGUGCACCUAUCCCGAAUGGUUUCACCUUGUGGUGCAUUUGUGCGAGGCUCCAAAACAGACAUUGUAGUGCCCGUGCAAGCAAAUAUCUGCUCAACCAGGUGCCUCCCUGACUGAGGUUAGCAGCACAUAAUAUUUCUUGUCUUGGAACAUGAAGUGUGUGAUCUGCAAAAAAAAAUAAAAAAUAAAUUGUGAACAUAUAGACAUCUUA